Molecule: messenger RNA, 1205 nt
Organism: Toxotes jaculatrix (banded archerfish)
Lineage: Eukaryota; Metazoa; Chordata; Actinopteri; Toxotidae
Gene: nsmce2
Product: NSE2 (MMS21) homolog, SMC5-SMC6 complex SUMO ligase
Exons: 6
Coding region: 309-995 (228 amino acids)
Biological process (GO): protein sumoylation; double-strand break repair via homologous recombination
Cellular component (GO): Smc5-Smc6 complex; nucleus
Molecular function (GO): SUMO ligase activity; zinc ion binding
Source: RefSeq, a predicted model, not a curated record
UCAAAACUUAGCUGCUGUGGUGUUCAGUGCCUUUUCGCGGGUGAUUUGUGUGCUUCUGUAUAUAUAUAUAUAUAUACAUACAUAUAUAUAUACCUUACCUUUACCCUCUUUAUAAUAUCACUACUGAAACACUUUGACACAAAGACAAGACACAUCUGCUUUAUAUUAAUACGGUAGCUCGUCGGUUGCUUUGCUAAGCUAACCAGAGCAAGAGCUAGGUUAGCAAGCUAGGCUAACGUAACUUUAGCUUAGCUUUAGGUGAUGUGUGUGGCGUCUGCGGUCUCGGAGGAUUAAAGUUAUUUAUCAUAAUGUCUCUGAGCGCCGUUCAUGGGACACUGUCAAGCCUGAAGUCAUGUCAGGCAGACAUCGGGACAGGAAUGGACAUAGUGACAGAUGUGGCUAUGGACCUGACAGAAUCUCAGGAUGAAGAGUUGAAUCCUGGCAUCAAAGAAAUGGAGGCUAUGAUUCUGGAGUUUGCCAAGCUGGACAGGGAGAUUAACUAUUUUGUUGAUGUUGUACAACAAGUCACAGCUGAGGUUGCCACACAGCAACCAGAGGCCAUGUUCGGCCUGUCUGCCAAAGUGAAGGAGCAGUUCAGAGAGAGAACAGCCAGACUCUCUGAUGCUGAUCUGCACCAUCACCAGAAAGUAGUGGCCUUCAAAGACAGCAUCAAGAACUCUCUCAACCAAGCCAACCAAGAGUCAGCUGAGAGCAUGGAGGAGCUGGAUGAGGACAUUGCUGUGACACAGAGCCAAGUCAACUUCACCUGCCCACUCACACAGGUGGAAAUGGUGAACCCGGUGAAGAAUAAGAAGUGUAACCACCACUAUGAUGAAGGAGCCAUACUGGGCCUGAUCAAAACAAGACACAGCCAGAAAAAGAAAUGCCGCUGUCCCGUGGUGGGCUGUGGGAACACUGAUGUGAGAGAGUCGGACCUCGUUCCUGACCAGAUGUUGAGGAGAAAGAUCCAGAGCCAAAAAAGACUUGGGAACUGAACGUAGUGCUGUACAUUUUUAUUGGCAGGAGUUCGUUUACCAUAAAACCCAUGCCUUGGUAAUUAUUUGUAUGCUAAGAAAAGAAUGUUGUCAGUAUUUUGAGACAGUAAAAUAGUCAAAUUUUUAUUUUAGAGGUGGUGACUUUUGUGUAUUAGCGAUUUGUACUCCAGUCUCGUUGAAUGUAAAUAAAAGCUUCAAACUUUGCUUAUA